ACUUGUGCUCUGUCGCUAUUUUACGGUCCCUUUACACAGUCGUAUUCUUCUAUUUGUGAUUGUGAAGGACAAAAAGAAAAUGAACAAUACACAGACUGUGGCUUCCAAUUCGAAGUAGCGUUUUAGGGUUUCCAUCUCUGUUUGAAGGGUUUUUUGACGGAGGUUUCAGUUCAGGGAUCAAUCGAAAAGCCACAUUUUUCCCGUAAAGUUCGAAGAGAGAGGAAGAAAAUGGCGGUGUUUCGCUUAGCCGUGACUUCUACGCUUCUGGGUCCGGUUCUCAGAGCAACUACGAGACGACGUUUGAUCACCCCCGAAGCUAGAUUCUCCGUUCCGAACCCUAAUUUAUCAUCGAUUCGAUUCAACUUUUCCUUUCCACAAGCUCGAAUCGAGGCUUCUGCUUCGUGGUUUUCGCGGCGUGAACUGGGCACCCACUUGCCGUUUCUCACCGCCAUUGCUUCCUCUCGCAUCUUCUCGAAGCUCCCGUCUGAUUUCACCGACUCCUGUGAAGGUCGGUUUACAGCUGUUUCCUUGCAUUCUUCAUACUCGACCAUGGCUCCAAGUAAAUCACUCGGAAAGAGAAACAGCAAAAGAAAGAAAUCGAAUGCCAAACCUGUCCUGGAUGAAACUAAAUUGCAACAGGCGAUUUCUCAGCUCCCGCCCAGAUUUACCCCAGAAGAACUUGCCGAUGCCAUAACCCUUCAAGAGGACCCACUCGUGUGUUUCCACCUCUUCAACUGGGCAUCACAGCAACCAAGGUUCAGACAUGAUGUUUGCUCGUACCACAAUGCCAUAAGGAAGCUUGGAGCUGCAAAGAUGUACAAAGAAAUGGAUGAUAUUGUCAACCAAGUAUUGGCUGUUCAUCACAUUGGUAACGAGAAUCUCUACAAUUCAAUCGUCUUCUAUUUCACUCAAGCACGUAAGCUGAUACGCGCAGUGAAUAUAUUUAAGCACAUGAGAAGCAGCAGAAACUUGGAAUGCAGGCCUACGGUUAGAACUUAUCAUAUCCUUUUCAAAGCCUUGUUGGGAAGAGGGAACAAUUCUUACACCAGCCACAUGUACAUGGACACAAUGAGAUCUUUGUUCAAACAAAUGGUGGAUGACGGUAUUGAACCAGACGUGUUCGCUUUGAAUUGCAUGAUCAGAGGUUACGUCCUUUCUCUUCAUGUCAAUGAUGCCCUAAGGAUCUUUCACCAGAUGAAUGCGGUUUACGAUUGCCAACCAAAUGCAUAUUCAUAUGAUUAUCUGAUACAUGGAUUAUGUGUCCAAGGUCGGACCAUUAAUGCAAGAGAGCUGUUUGAAGAGAUGAAAGCAAAAGGAUUUGUUCCAAAUGGGAAGUCUUAUAACUCAUUGGUGAAUGCUCUUGCUAUAAGUGGAGCGAUUGAUGAUGCAGUGAAUUGCCUGUGGGAAAUGAUUGAGAAUGGGAGGUUGGUUGAUUUAAUCACAUGUAAAACAGUCCUGGAUGAGUUUUGCCGAAGAGGAAAGUAUGGUGAAGCAACGAGACUGCUGGAGAUGCUGCGAGAGAAAAAGCUUGUUGAUGGAGAUGCGUAUAAGAAGCUUGUGAAUGUUCUCCACAGUGAUUCAUAGAGGAUUUUUGAACACAAGGCAUAAUGAGAUUGGGGAAAAGCUGUUUUUUGUUUUGCACUUUAACAAUAUGCCCGGAAUGUGGUAUCCAGUGUGCCAGCAACAAUGCAAAGAUUUUCAGAACAAUUGGAAAAAGGACUAAAAUCCUGCAGGAGAUUUGCAUGGAGAUGGAGGAGAGGGCAUGGCACUUCACUUCACCCGAUUUGAUCAAAGAAGCCACGGCCCGGAAAAUCUAACUGAAAGGUCGGUAAGCUGGGCAACAUAUAUGGUAAAAAGAGGUACUCAUUCCUCUUGUUGCUAGUUCUUUACGUGUACAAGAUAGUAGUAUUUGAUAGAAACAAACUCCACUGAUUCUGAGUGUUUGGAGAUCUCAGGAUGAGUCAUCCCAAGGAACACAGCAUCCCUCUGGUUUAUGUUUCUUUUUUGUCUCUGUUAAUAUACAAAUACUUCAGAUAGGUUAUUGCAAAGUUUGAUUUGGUUUCUGUUGCAAAUCUUCAAACAUGUAUCUGUUCUUUUGCUUUCGUUUUGAGUUACAGUUUGAGUGUAUGCAAUUGGAUUCCAGGGUUAUGAUGAUGUAUGUGUAUGAUGGUUCAUUCUAAUGUAUGAAUAAAGAUUUAAACUCA
Messenger RNA from Tarenaya hassleriana, 2204 nucleotides. Its product is annotated as pentatricopeptide repeat-containing protein At2g27800, mitochondrial. Bases 229 to 1584 code for a protein of 451 amino acids. Lineage: Eukaryota; Viridiplantae; Streptophyta; Magnoliopsida; Brassicales; Cleomaceae. The transcript has 5 exons. Gene Ontology annotation, molecular function: protein binding. The record is from RefSeq and is a predicted model, not a curated record.